Molecule: messenger RNA, 1174 nt
Organism: Electrophorus electricus (electric eel)
Lineage: Eukaryota; Metazoa; Chordata; Actinopteri; Gymnotiformes; Gymnotidae
Gene: hoxa13b
Product: homeobox A13b
Biological process (GO): regulation of DNA-templated transcription
Molecular function (GO): DNA-binding transcription factor activity, RNA polymerase II-specific; DNA binding
Source: RefSeq, a predicted model, not a curated record
AGUUGGGAGGCUCGAUGCUGGGCGUGCUAUGACAGCGUCUUUGCUCCUUCAUUCACGCUGGAUUGACCCGGUGAUGUUUCUCUAUGACAACGGAUCGGAUGAUAUGAACAAGAACAUGGAGGGAUUCGUGGGAGCUAAUUUUUCUGCCAACCAGUGCAGGAAUCUCAUGGCCCAUCCGACUUCUCUGGCUCCAGGUUCGACCUACACGUCGAGUGAGGUGCCAGUGUCUGGCAUGGGAGAACCUGUCAAACAGUGCAGCCCGUGUUCGGCCGCGCAGAGCUCGCCCGGUGCCUCUUUGCCCUACGGAUAUUUUGGCAGCAGCUAUUACCCGUGCAGAAUGUCACAUCACGGAAGCGUCAAGUCUUGCGCGCAGCCCUCGCCGUACGGCGAGAAAUAUAUGGAUACGUCCGUUUCUGGAGAGGAGUUCUCCUCCCGAGCGAAGGAAUUCGCUUUUUAUCAGGGCUACUCAUCAGGUCCAUACCAGCCUGUCCCGAGUUAUCUGGACGUGCCAGUCGUGCCUGCACUAAGCACUCCAGCAGAACCAAGGCACGACUCGAUUUUACCCGUGGAAACCUACCAACCUUGGGCUAUCACAAACGGGUGGAACAGUCCGGUGUACUGCCCAAAAGACCAAACACAGUCCAGUCACCUCUGGAAGUCGUCCCUUCAAGACAGUGUAUCGGGAGGUGAUGGAACCUCUGUUCGUCGUGGACGGAAGAAGCGAGUCCCAUAUACCAAGGUCCAGCUGAAGGAACUAGAACGAGAAUAUGCCGCCAAUAAAUUCAUCACUAAGGACAAACGGAGAAGGAUAUCUGCUCACACAAAUCUGACCGAGCGACAAGUCACCAUCUGGUUUCAAAACAGGCGGGUGAAAGAGAAGAAAGUGGUCAACAAAUUCAAGAGUAUCAGUUAAAGGGUAAACGUAUUUAGCACGGACACAGUAAAGAGAUGUAUACGGACCCACAUCGUUAUUUAUUAUAACCUACAUUAUCAACAGUUCCACUUGGAGUGACUGCGGAGUUAUGUAGCCUAGCAAACGUGGAAAAUGUCUAGUUGAGCUUAUGCUACAUACACGGAUGGCAAGAUACUGGGCAAAUAAACCCAUCCAAAAUAUUUGGAUGCCUGUCCACCACUAUCUUUAAUUUUUUUUCUUACAUAUUCUUUCUUUCUUUCU